GAGACCCCGACACGACUCUGGCUCGUCCGCGAGUCCGCUAGCCGUGACCCACGACCAGGACAUGGAAGCUCCCCUUGGAGUCACGCUCAGCCAAAGCAUGGACUCAGUCAACACCAACAACGGAGAAGAAGAGGUGCGGACGUUAUUCGUAAGCGGUCUACCUAUGGACGCCAAGCCUCGAGAACUAUAUUUAUUAUUUAGAGCUUAUGAGGGUUACGAGGGAUCACUACUAAAAGUAACGAGUAAAAACGGCAAAACGGCAUCGCCCGUGGGGUUCGUAACUUUCAACACGAGAGCGGGAGCGGAAGCGGCCAAACAGGACCUCCAGCAGGGUGUAAGGUUUGACCCCGACAUGCCACAGACGAUCCGACUGGAAUUUGCUAAAAGUAACACGAAGGUUAGCAAGCCCAAACAGCAAGCUGCUAACGCCGCCAACACGCACCCAACUUUGAUGCACCCCCUCACAGGACACUUGGGAACGCCGUUCUUCCCCGGCGGUCCGGAGCUGUGGCAUCACCCGCUGGCGUAUUCGGCGGCAGCGGCCGCUGAGUUGCCCGCCGCCGCCCUGCAGCACGCCACCCUCGUGCAUCCGGCACUGCAUCCCCAGGUCCCCCCACCGAUGUCCAUGCCGCACCCCACCGCCUUGACGUCGGUGCACGCGGCCUCACUACCCCAUUUCCUGCCCAGUCCGGCACUGGCCAGUCCGGUUGGUUCGUCGUCGUCGCAACCGGGCUUGGGGGUGAGCAAUCCGCCCUGCAGCACGCUCUUCGUCGCCAAUCUUGGCCAGUUCGUGUCCGAGCACGAGCUUAAGGAGAUCUUCGCCAGCUUCCCCGGCUUCUGUCGGCUGCGCAUGCACACCAGCAGCAGGGGCGCACCGGCGGCGGGCGCAGCGGCGGGCGCAACGGGCGGCGGAUCGCCGGUGGUCUUCGUGGAGUACCGGGACGUGGGGAGUGCCGCGCGCGUCAUGGCCGCCCUGCAGGCUUCCUUCCUGCUGUCGUCCGACCGCGGCCCCAUCCGUAUCGAGUACGCCAAAAGCAAGAUGGCGCACGAGGUCGGUCCAUCCAAGAAACAGAACCGAAUCCAAGAACCUCCCAUGUGUCCCUGUGCCUCCGCUUUUAUUUGCCUGCCUGACAGAUUAUUUCCAGACCACACGCAUUUCCCGCGCCCGAUCAAAUGGGUCGGCUUCGGAAACUGAUCAUGUUCUAAUCUAAAUUCUUAUUUAUAAUA
This is a messenger RNA of Aethina tumida (small hive beetle), 1227 nucleotides long. Its product is annotated as U1 small nuclear ribonucleoprotein A. The coding region runs from base 62 to 1195 and encodes 377 amino acids. The record is from RefSeq and is a predicted model, not a curated record. Gene Ontology annotation, molecular function: mRNA binding. Lineage: Eukaryota; Metazoa; Arthropoda; Insecta; Coleoptera; Nitidulidae. The transcript has 8 exons.